Messenger RNA from Diospyros lotus (date-plum), 636 nucleotides. RefSeq lists its product as uncharacterized. The coding region runs from base 1 to 636 and encodes 211 amino acids. The transcript has a single exon. The record is from RefSeq and is a predicted model, not a curated record. Lineage: Eukaryota; Viridiplantae; Streptophyta; Magnoliopsida; Ericales; Ebenaceae.
AUGGAGCGAAUUUUGGGAGGUGUGGUGGCUCUCAUACACGAGACUCACUCCAGGGAUGGUCACGUGGCCAACAUGCUUGACUUGUACCGACGGCAGAACCCUCCCGUCUUUCAAGGGAAAAUUGGUGCCGACCCCAGUGAAGGGGAAUUUUGGAUCGAGCAAACAGAGAAGUUGCUGGAUCACCUUCACUGCAGCGAAGAAGAGAAAGUUAAUUGUGCCACCUUUAUGUUGCAAGGAGAGGUAGACAGAUGGUGGAGAGGAGUCAAGAGAACAAUGACCCCUCGAGCCAGGGCACCUUACGUCACUUGGGAAAGAUUCAAGGAACUCUUCAACGAGAAGUACUUCCCUCUAAAUUUAAGGAUGAAAAAAGAAAGAGAGUUCAUGGAGUUAAGACAGACCGGAGACAUGUCUGUCGCCCAGUACGAGGACGCUUUCAAUCGAUUGAUCCGAUACAUGGCGAUUUACGAAGGAGACGAAAGGAUCAAGGCUCAGAAGUUUUUGGGAGGGUUAAAUCUAAAACUUCAGAGGGCAUUGAGUAGUGCAAGUACCCAGACCUAUGCAGAAGCGGUGCUGCAAGCCUAUACCACCAAGGCUAACCUGAGCUGGAUUGACGCUAUCCAAGGAGAAAUUCAGUAG